UCGAGAGAGACAUUUUGUCUAGUCGUCAUCCCGAAAUACUUAACUCGCCAACGAACUGUCUUGAAUGCUGAGACACGUACUUAGUCCUUUUCCAAGAAGUUAUUUGAUCAGAUCUGCCGAUCGAACCAAGUAACAAUUAAGAUGAGGGGGAUCUCUAGCUUGUCCACCACAGAACACAAACCGCCUGAUAAAUCCGGUUGUGGACCAGCAGGAAGAGGAUAUUCCAUGGUGCGACGAAGCACAGCGAACAUUCGACUGACACGACCACUACAAAACAACCCUUGCAACAUGACGACCAGGAGGAACUACAUGAUGGUCUGCAUUGCGUUCUUGUUCCUGGCCAUGCUCGACUUUACGUCCUUUCCGACGCUCGUUCAUGCGCGGCGGCACAUGCUCCGCUCGGAAAAGCGCCUUGCGGUUGAGCGGGCAGCCGCGGCAAGGGGCGAACAAGUUGCUGCGGAAGACGGUAACGCUUCUACGAUGAGUGGCGCUUCUGCAGCGCACCCCGCGGGCGCUGGUAAACCCUCAAGCUCGUGGUCGGGAUGGCUUGAUCCCACGUCGUGGUUUCCGCUGUCUGUUUUUUUUGGAGGAGGAGAACAAGAACAAAUGACUAGCGACGUUGCAUCUUCGUCGACGCAAAGAACGCACCAGCGCCAAACAACUAGAAACACCACUGGCGUACUACAAGAAAAAACUGCUGACGUGGAUGUGGCAGGAGUGCUUCAGCCAGCUUUUUCGUUUCUCGAAGUCGGCAGUACGACGAGCGCUUCCACCACGGGUGAGAUGAUCUCCGUCGAUGCGUCCAAGAAAGCGCAGCAAGAAAGUCCUGUAAGAGGGAAGGAGGGCGGCGAGCAGGAGGGCGCAGCACCAGAUGCAAACACGGUUCCGAGCAGCAGGCCAGCGGCACUCGGGAACACGAGGGAUACGUCGGACGCCUUGGACGCCACCAACUCUGCGAGGAGAUUGUCAACGGCAGUCCUCUCGAAGGAGAAAAAUAACAACGCGCUGGACCUUCCGUCCCUGAGGCUUUCAUCUCCUCCUUCAUCCGCACUGGACGCUAUUGCGAACGAUGUUGCGGACACGACUGAAAGCGAAAUCACUUCAUCGCGUAUUGACCAAGCACACCGUAAUCAGGCGGACCAGGAAACGAGGGGUACUCCCUUAUUUUGUUUUUGCUUUUUGUCCUGCUUUUGCAACUUCCGCGUCCAGUCAAAAGUUCCACUCGCACAUUUAUCAUGCGCUUGGCGUUGUUCCUUUCAACUGCAUUUAUAACCUUAUGCAACAGGUAAAAAACGAAUCGAUGGUGCGGCAGCUUCCAGCCUAAACGAACGACCAGAUGCAACGUCUACUACAUCGACAUCCUCUACAGGAAGCCGCUUGGAUGCAAGUGACGUCGAGGAGGUGGACGAACGACCUGUCGCUAUCGGUGCGGGGAAGCAGCUGCAAAAAAAUGCAGAAAAGCCUGAUAAAAGGCGAGAUCCAGCAUUCGCGUCUCGAGCAUCGAUGCACGAAGCAGAGGAAGUACAAAAAGUGAACACGAUGUCUGCAUCUACCGACGCUGCUGGAAGUAGCAAGAACUUGGACACCGCCCCUACACUGGCUGAUGCAGGUCCGGCCCCUGAGACGCGGGCGAGAAGCACUUUUUCGGCGUUGAAUGAAGGUGAACACUCCCAGCAAUCUUCUGGAAAACAACAAACGGCUUCCACCAGUGCAAGAACAAGCGAAGAAGUUCUCGUUGCUGAUGCCAAGGGUCACAAAGUGAAGGACAGAAGUGGAAAAUUCAGCCAACUCCUCGACGGCGUGGUUGUUCCUGCUCAAGCACAAUCUUCUCUUCCCGACACCAGUGCUGGAAGCCAUGAAAACCGAGCAAUUUCAUCAUCCCAAAAGAACAAAGCUGGUGCGCGCGCGGGCAGUAUUAUCAUGCAGAAAAUUGCUAGUACUUCCUCGUACUUUUCUCAUGUAGAUUGCUGCAUAUGACUGUAGUGACCAUGACGACUACUGCUCUUUCUUGUGUAGCGUUCAAGACGCUGAUGUGCCUGCAUGCCGUGUGCAGUUCCGCGAAAUUAACAAAUUUUCGAACAGAUCUCGUUGCCGUAUUUUUCAUAAAGAUACAUCACGAUAAGUGUGCUGAAGUUGCUAGCAAUCUUUUGUGUGAUGCAAGAGCAAAAAUUUUCGACGGAUGUCGGUCCGGAUCACGCAGGGUCGUCCGGCGCCGAAACUUCGCCUUUGCAUCCACGUCAAAUAGACAAGCUUCCCUCUACGUUUUCGCCUUCGCAACAAGAAAGAAAGGCCACUGUCAAAGACGCCCUCGCCGGUCAUGAAGCUGUGAAAGAGAAAAACACGAAAAGAAAAAGCAAGAAGAAAGUAGUUGCAGAAGCCGACGACGCGACUUUGGUAGAAGAAGGACAGGAAGUGAAAGCUCCAACUCCUACGACGGGAGCGGCGAAACGCGUGGAGAUCGAAGAAAACGAAGCUGCGGAAGCGAGUCUCAGCCUGCUCCCAGUUUCUCCGGUUCCACCAGUGGCAGUCGGGGACGGGGAUUACUCAGCGCUUGAGAUGAAUGGCAAAAAAAGUCAAGGAUUUUUCGCGGGCUUCAAAAGAGGAAUGAAUGAGAUGAAAUUCGCUGACGCACCUUGGCGGAACCCUGAUUUGCCGCUCCAUGAUUUUUUUCUGCGGCCGUGGACCAGGGUGAAAACAGCGUCAACCAGGCCAGAAAACGGAGAAAGCAGGCAGAUGGCAUAUGCACGCGGGCGGGUGGAAUACGCCAUGCGAUACGCGAUUUGGACAGUGAUACAAAUGGACCACCGGAAAGCAGAAUUUUUGGAAUCGGACGACGGGAAGAAGUUCGCGAAGAAGAUGCGCGCACGCGCAAGGGAAAAAAAAAGAAAAAGGCAACAAAAAGAAGCUGCAGAAAAAAAGGCACGUGAGGAAGAAAAAGAAGCUGCUGGAACUGGCGCUGACCAGCCAACUGCUGGAGAAAAAGGAGAAGACCAUGGCGAAGGAAGAGAACAAAACCUGGCGAAGGAAGAGAAGACGAUGGCGAAGGAAGAAGGACCUAUGGCUGGCAACGGAGGGCAUCAACAACAUGAACAUCAUCAACAUGUCGCCGCGGAAGAAGAGGAAAAAAGUGCAGGAAAAGAACAUAAUGAAACACCACCACAGAACCCCGGUCCCAAGGAGGACGAACACGACCAAGCUGUUGAUUCAGAGGAACAAGCCGCCGCUGCGCUACUCGAAAACGACUGGGACGACUGGGUGGAGGACGACUUGGGCGCUGUUCUGAACCUAAGUGCAAAACAAACGAAUAAAGCAUCAGAACCAUUAUUGUCGCUGACCGAGAUAGGUAGUCACGUCUAUAUAUUUUGAUGCUAACACUCAUACUCAAGUUCCAGUUGCGAAUCACUUUCAAUGCGAUUGCAAAAUGUGUUUUAAUGACUUACAAACACGGACCGCAUGCGCAUGCGCAGGCGCAACUCGCUAAGGGAGUGUGUCACUUUCCCAGGCCCUUUUCUCACUUCUCCACGUAUCACUUCCCGAAGUGCCUCACUUCCCGACCGCCCCUGAAUCUGCAUCGCCUCCCUGCAGCUGGGUUGGUGAUGCGUAGAGUCGCUCACCAUGCGUUUGCCUAGGGGGGCCGCCGGUGCGACGGCGCGGGCGGGCCGGAUGGCGGCGACGCUUCAUUUCUUCCCGCGUCGUCUUUGUCCUGCCAACCACGUGCUUCCGUGUUCGGUGCUUCGCUUUGUGCACUCCUUUGCAAUGCCGCGCGCCGCAUGCUUCGCCUCACAUUCACUUUCGUGCCAGCAUGCAUGAGAGCAGGUGGCUGCCGCGGGGAUCGUGCUGCGCAGCUGCGGGCGCCACUGUACUGCUGUCGCCAGAUGGUGGGGAAGUGGGGGCUGACUUCCCCGCUGCCACACCAUUACUGAAGCAGUGCGUCCCCACCAAUCGGGAAGUGUUUUCCCAUGAUGGAGAAGUGACGCAUGGGGAGGUGGCUCAUUCUAUAACCGAUCGAGCUGCGCUGUCCACAACCAACGCGAUUUGGUGGCGUUGGUCAUGGAAAUCGGUCUCGCACACACGUAACGCGAUCGCCCCAAGUGCGGCCCGUUCCGUGGUGAGAUGACUGACGAGGCCCGUCCGCUCACUUGCAGGGUCCCGGGUCAAAGGUUUAUCCAGGACCGCCGCCCUAGCUAAAAUCUUUGCCCAGGCUCUGUGGCGGGUGGCGCGACGGCCCCCCCAGCCUGUGGGUGUACCAGGAUCAGGGCGCUCACUUGCUGGGCCCCGAGUCAAAGUUUUAUCCAGGACCGCCGUCCUAGAUAAAAUUUCUACCCAGGCUCUGUAGCUCGUGAAGCGACCCUGCUCCCAUUUCUUUGGUAGAUCCUGCAGCAAAACUUUAUCCAGAAGAUCCAUCCUAGAUAAAGUUUGCACCCUCGACCAAGAUCCCGAAUGAGCUAGCUAGCUACGAAGCGGACCGUGCUCCUGGAAUGCGAUGGAAUCGCGUGAGAAUCUUGAUGGACCUGAAUGAGCUGAGCCUGCAGGAUGUAGCGCAGCAAGAGACUGGCGCCACUUGCUUGCUUACUUGCAGGCGGGGGAGUCGCGCAGCUGUUGACAACCAACGAGCCCAGCGCAGCAGACGCGUGCAAGUGUGUGCGAGUGUUCUCAAGCCCAAUAGCAAAAGAAAAAAGAAAGACAGAGAAGAACAGUAAUGAAUUUGCAGCACUCAUGCUGUUCAACCUAACACACAGGUCAAGACUUUGUUACGGUUGCGUUUCUCAAUUAUGUAGUGCAAAAAUGUCUAGGUCUGGAUGAGUGGAACACCAGAGCAGCGAAAGCUAUGUCUUAACAAAAUGUUUGCGUUUCAUUUGCAAACUAUUGCUAUUUCCAAUCCCGCAGCAUGCGGAAAUCGGCCCACGAGGCGGUCUCUUUCGGGAAAUAUUCGGAAAGGUUUUGCGGAAUGCCUUGGGGCAUUCCGAGUAAGUAUCUCGGAAGAUUCCGCGGAGUAUCAAUAUUCGCCAAGUGCCUACAGCUUGUUGCAAUCGGCCCAAGCUGCGGGCCCCUUCCGGGAAUAUAAUUCGCGAAGAGCCUGCGGUUUGCGUCGCCGUAUUCUGUGGGAGAUGUGCAAACGCUCACUCCACAGCAUGCGGUAAGCGGCCGAGUAGGCAGGUCCAUCGGGGGAGCAUUAGCGCGGGUUCUUUGCAGUUUUCGGCUUUGCGCCACGUCUGCGCAAACAGCCCUCAGCGUGUGGCAAUCGACUGAAAGGGCUACCUUUUUCGGCGCGUAUUCGCAAAUAUUCCUGUGGAAGAUUGCGGAGCAGUUUGAUGCCAGGGAUUUGCAUAGAAGUUAGUGCUCCGCAAUCACAACGAGAGUAAGGGAUCUACUGCACACAAACAGGUGGGGCGGGUGAGUAUGUUGCCAAAACAAGCGAUAACUCACGACCAGUGGGCGGGCGGGCGGGCGCGCAGGAACUGGCACGAAAACACACACAGAUGGGCCUCAACUGACUAACAUAUCAAGGUCGCGGUAUGUCCCUCACGCACCUAUCUUCGACCUCUUUGUUUCGGCCUGCUCAACACGUCGAGUGCGCCUGUAGGCUGCACCGAUACAAAGGACGGGCAAGCAACGUGGCCCUGCGCGCACGCGCGGUGAGGGCCAUCUUGGCGCACUGGCCUUACCAGGCUGGCCGUUACCAUACUUGUUGACGAGUAUGGAAACUGCCAGUAGCUGGCGAUAUUUUUCAUACUCACCCGGAUGAGUACGUAAAAAUCGCGAGCGUCCUUAGGGGGCGCGAGCCUUGUCGGCGCCUGCGGCCGGCGCAGCGUCUUUUGCUGCGCGGCGUCCAGCCGUACGCACGCGCACCUGCUGAAGGGCUGUGCGCGUUCGAACAGCGACUGCGUGGAAGACCUCUAGGGUCCGUGUGUAGAACGUCGGCUUCGCACCCGAGAAAGCCGGCGCUCUGUCUUUUGUGUGUGGGCAGCGACCUCAAGUCCUGGGACUUGGCGCUGCUAGCGGAGAACGCGGUCGUUGCGCACGGAGUGCACUUGCUUCCACCUCGCGGCAGCACCUCUACACCAGACGACGCGCGUCUCCACUGGAUGGCGUUAUUUGUGUCGUCGCCCUCUUCCGGGGGCGGCGCCCACGUCUUUGGAGUACACCUCCGGUUAGCGGUAGCACCUUCACCGAGCGUAGCGUGUACCUCGGUGGAGUGCACCUCCGCUUUCGCGGCAGCGCCUCCUCGAAGCACGAUCCGUGUUUCUGUGGAGUGCAGCUCCGCAUGAGCGGCAGCUCCUCUUCAGAAUGCGACGGCUGCGUUCACUGAAGCCAGCUGAGUGCGGCCCGCACAUCUGCAAAAGUGCACCGACCUCUGCUUUCGCAGCAGCAACUGAGUACAGUGCGGCGCGCACAGCACCUCCGCAAAGUGGGCCUCUGCUUGCGCAGCAGCACCUGAGCAGAAUGCUUGACGCACGUCCGCGCGGAGUGGAGUCUGCGCAGCCGUGGAGUGCGCCGCUGCGUUGCCGCAGCACCUCCACAAAGUGCCUCACGCACAUCCGUGUCCGUCGGCCGGGGGGCCUCGACGCACCGGCGCGCACUGCACGCAGACUGUGGGCACGCUGCGCGCGGCUUCCUUUUUUCUUUUGGGGGGGAUAUGACACGCGGCACGCGGGUUGCCUUGCUUUUGUGUGUAAUUUCGACAUUGCCAGGCCGUACAACACACGACACGAGCAACGAUCGAACGGGAAACCGAAAGACCCGCACGUCGUUGCCCGGAGCGGUGUUGUCUCCGUUAGCUGGCAGCGCUUAGCCUCAUCCUGCUUUUGAUAAUUGGCCAGAGGUGCAGCGUAUUGCUACAUCAAUCAAUUCCAAAGUAGGCGCGGUCACCCAGACCCACUCUUUCGGAGUUGUUAACUCGAGAGCAUCUAUCCUGGUUAAUAUCUCGGAGCACCCUCCCGGAUGUUUGCAAAGAGCCACGGAAGCGGGUUGCUUCUUGAGGCGUUUCCUGCUGCAUGGUGCGAGGUAUUUGCACGGAUUCCGCAGAAUGUUUGAAAGCAUUUCGCAGAAUACUCGCGAACACUACCCAAAAUUAAUGGGUCGCUUUCCGGGCAGAUUGCCGGGUGGUGCGGGGUACUUCUGUGUUAGCAUUUGGUAAAAUUUUUCAAGAUAUUCCGCAAAAGUUCGGAAGCCUCUUUCAAAGAUCAGAACAAAAUAUAUGUAUGACUGAAACUACUGAUAGCGGUACAGUACUUCUGUGCACCUUUGCAGACCGAGACAUAUUUGCACUGGACGCCCAUGCGGACGAAGGGCUAGACACGUCGGCCAAGCACGUCGUGGAGACAGAAGCAGAGCUGCGUCGUGCCGUUUUUAGUUACCUUGGGCAAGUACGAGCCCGGUACAGCAAAGCAACCUCUCAAAGAGCAAUCCUCCUCGAUGACAUCUACGUGGCGAUGACGAAAGCAAUUGGACAAGUUGCAAACCUCGAGGACAGCGAAGCAGAACGACUAACCCAGAUAGACGGACUCCCGGAAAAGAUGAGAGGCAUGUAUUGGCCGCUCGCGAAGAAUACACGACUCCACGAAAGCGUUGGGCGAUCCGUAGCGGAAAUACUGAAGAGUGUUCCAGACAGCGUCGUGUCACCCGAUACGGAUACCUAUCCAACUGGCGACUUUUUGCCGCACAUAUACCAGGGCGAUCGAUACACACCCGGCGACAGAACAAAGAACGAGGACGGCGGGACAGACGGAGGCGAAUCUGCUCUGAAGCGUUCCGACUCGGUUUCAUCUGUGCCCUCCGGAAAGCACGAGAAUGAGACAGGGCGGGACGACUAA
This is a messenger RNA of Amoebophrya sp. A120, 7814 nucleotides long. NCBI's taxonomy places the organism in Eukaryota, Dinophyceae, Syndiniales, Amoebophryaceae. The record is from the annotation of a GenBank genome assembly.